CACUUCCGGCGUGUUUGGCGCCCGAGCUGCCGAGUGUCAGCGGGAAGAUGGCGGCAGCGAGAGCGGGCGGUGGAGCGGCGGCCGGAGCGGCUCACCCGAGCGCUGCCCCCGCACCCGGCGCCCCCACCAACCCCAUCACCGCCGCCCCCGCCGGCCCUGUGCAGCAGGGCCUGAAGGAGGCGCUCUUCGAGGCCCUGGGCGCCAUCCUGUCCCCGGUGCAGGAGGUGCGGGCCGCGGGGGAGGAGCAGAUCAAAGUGCUGGAGGUGACGGAGGAGUUUGGUGUUCACCUAGCUGAGCUAACAGUGGAUCCCCAGGGAGUUCUGGCUAUCCGGCAGCUGGCAUCUGUAAUUCUCAAACAGUACGUGGAGAAUCAUUGGUGUAAUCAGUCAGAGAAAUUCCACCCACCUGAGACUACUGAGAGGGCUAAGGUGGCCAUCAGAGAGCUUUUACCAAGUGGCCUGCAAGAGUCGAUCAGUAAAGUGCGAUCCAGUGUAGCCUAUGCUAUAUCAGCAAUAGCCUGGGAUUGGCCUGAGGCCUGGCCAGAUCUCUUCAGACUGUUGAUGGAGAUGUUGAUCAGCGGCGAUGUGAAUGCUGUGCACGGGGCAUUUCUGUUUGUGACUUUCUUCUGCAGAGUUACUCGGGAGGUUACAGACACCCAGAUGCCACUGGUAGCACCUGUAAUUUUGCCAGAAAUGUACAAGAUUUUUACAAUGGCUGAGGUUUACAGUAUUCGGACUAGAGCACGUGCAGUUGAGAUCUUCACCACAUGUGCCAACCUUAUUUGUGCAUUGAGGGUUGAGAAGGGCGCAGCCAAGGCAUUGAUUUUCCCUGUGGUACAGCAAUUCAUCCAGGCAUUUGUACAAGCUCUGCAAAUGCCAGAUGGCCCAAAUUCUGAUAGUGGACUGAAGAUGGAAGUGCUAAAGGCAGUGACAGCUCUGGUUAAGAAUUUUCCAAAGCACAUGGUCUCGUCAAUGCAACAGGUCCUACCAAUUGUUUGGAAUACUCUAACUGAUAGUGUGGCCACUUACGUAAGGACAGAGGUGAAUUAUAUGGAAGAGGUGGAUGAUCCAGUAGAUUCGGAUGGUGAGGUGCUGGGGUUUGAGAAUUUGGUGUUCAAUGUUUUUGAGUUUGUGCAUACGCUACUGGAGAACAGGAAGUUUAAGAGCACUGUGAAGAAGGCCCUGCCUGAGUUGAUUUACUACAUCAUCUUGUACAUGCAGAUUACUGAAGAACAGAUUAAGGUCUGGACAGGAAACCCACAUCAGUUUGUGGAGGAUGAAGAUGACGACACCUUUUCGUAUUCAGUGCGAAUCUCAGCUCAGGAUCUCCUGCUGGCUGUUGUAAGUGACUUUCAGAAUGAAAGUGCCAUUGCCUUAGCAGCAGCUGCAACUAAGCAUCUGCAGGAAGCUGAGCAGGCCAAGCGUGAUGGGAAUGUUCACUGGUGGAAAAUUCACGAGGCUUGCAUGCUGGCGCUGGGUUCUGUGAAGAGUGUCAUUACCGACAGUGUGAAGAACGGGCGGAUACAGUUCGACAUACAUGGAUUUCUCACCAAUGUCGUCCUUGCUGACCUCAACCUUUCAGUAUCUCCUUUCCUACUUGGCCGUGCGCUGUGGGCCGCCAGCCGAUUCACUACAGUUAUGACCCCUGAGCUGAUCCAGCAGUUUCUACAAGCAACUGUGAGUGGCUUGCAUGAGACCCAGCCACCGUCAGUGCGAAUCUCAGCAGUUCGAGCCAUCUGGGGGUACUGUGACCAGUUGAAAAUCUCGGAUUGUACACGUGUGCUACAGCCAUUCCUACCCAGCAUCCUGGAUGGGCUGAUUCAACUCGCUACUCAGUUCAGUUCUGAGGUGCUGACACUGGUCAUGGAGACUUUGUGUGUUGUCUGUACCGUGGACCCUGCCUUCACUAUCAGUGUGGAAAAUAAAGUCUGUCCCCUUACCAUUGCAAUCUUCCUCAAGUACAGUAAUGAUCCAGUGGUUGCAUCUCUGGCACAAGAUAUUUUCAAGGAGCUUGCACAGAUCGAGGCCUGUCAGGGUCCCAUGCAGAUGAGGUUAAUUCCAACUCUUGUUAGCAUCAUGCAUGCUCCAUCUGAUAAAAUACCCUCAGGACUCUGCGCAACUGCUAUUGACAUACUGACAACUGUAGUGAGAAACACCAAGCUGCCACUGUCAGAGGUGCUGAUCUGUCAGGCAUUCCCCGUUGUGGCUCAGUGUACACUGCACACAGAUGACAACGCAACCAUGCAGAAUGGCGGUGAGUGUCUGCGCGCCUAUGUGGCUGUAGCAAUGGAACAAAUAGCACAGUGGCAUGAUGAGCAGGGUCAUAAUGGGCUCUGGUACGUCAUGCAAGUGGUUAGCCAACUUCUGGAUCCCCGCACUUCGGAGUACACUGCAGCAUUUGUAGGGCGGCUGGUUUCCACUCUCAUCUCAAAGGCUGGCUCACAGUUGGGAGAAAACCUCGACCAGAUACUGCGAGCAAUUCUCAGCAAAAUGCAGCAAGCAGAGACACUCGCUGUAAUGCAGUCUCUGAUUAUGGUGUUUGCACACCUUGUUCACAAUCAGCUGGAGCCUCUGCUGGAGUUUCUCUGCAGUCUGCCUGGGCCCACUGGCAAACCUGCAUUGGAGUUUGUCAUGUCUGAGUGGACCAGUCGACAGCCUCUCUUCUACGGACAGUACGAGGGCAAAGUCAGUACUGUAGCGAUGUGCAAGCUCCUGCAACAUGGUAUUAACACAGACGACAAGCGACUGCAGGAUAUCAUGGUGAAAGGGGAGGAGGUGUUCAAUGCUGAUGAGGGAAUUCGCACUCGCUCCAAAACAGCAAAAAAUCCAGAACAAUGGACAAAUAUUCCUCUGCUAGUUAAACUCUUCAAGUUGGUGAUUGGUGAACUCUCCAGUGUCAUGGAAGCAAAUAUCUCCCGGCAAUCCAAUGCAGCUGAGUGGAAUCAAGAUGAUGCUAACGAUAUGUGGGAGGACCAAGAUGACAAUGAUGAAGAGGAUGAUGAUGAAGGGCUAGCUGGACAGCUGUUAUCAGACCUGCUCAAUACAGGGGGAAGCAUUAGAUAUGACGAUGACUAUUAUGAUGAUGACGGUGAAGAUGACCCAGACACACUGAAGGAUCCCUUGUAUCAAGUUGAUUUGCAGGCCUAUCUAACUGAUUACCUCCGGCAAUUUGCGCAACAGCCCUGCUACACACCGUUUUCUGAUCACCUUAACGAAAAGGAGAAGAGAGUUUUACGCUCGAUAGGCAUUUAAGAUAAACUGGAAGAGACGUGAUUCUCCCGUGUCUGCUGUGUCAUUGACUGACACCAAACUCGGUCACCUUAUGAAACUUCCUCCUGUGCCAGUUGCUCAUUUUAUGGGGAGAAAAGAUCAGAUUUCAUCGUAGCCUUUCUUUCAUCAUGACUCAAAGCAAUUGAACGGCAGAGGCCUAACUAAGGACGAGUAGUUUAAUUUAAUGAAGCACACGAGCCUUUGGGAGUUUCUGCAGCCGUGCUGUUUGGUACUGGAGGAAACCUGUGCUGCAAAGCUCUGCAGUCUCUCUUGUCUCCGUAAAGUCCUGUCAUGGGUCAGUACUACUAUCUUGGAACCUGUGCGGUUCCUGGGAGCAGGCCUGGUUUAACUCUCUCCUUUUUGCUACAGAACACAAAUAUCGAGCUACGUGAUGCACUUAAAGAAGUAGAAUGAAGAUUGAAGCUUUUGUGAAACAUUUUGUUUUCCAAUUGUCCUGGUAUUCGGUCUGAGCUUUUCUCACUGAAAGUCGCUCCUGCUCUGAGGGUAUAUGUCGAGCUGUAUCUGAUGCAUUUCCUGACAGAUUCUGAGAUGGUUACAGCUGAGUUAGCUGUGGGAUGGGCGAUGCUGUUUUCCAGGACCCUAGUUUGUUCCUGUUCUGUUAAGGGAAAAGAAAUAAGACCUGAGAAAGAGAAUAGUGGGAAGAGAUGGUGAGACAGGUUCCAGUAGGAGAGGACAGGGUGCAGUGGAGUGAGAGAUAGGAGGUUAGAAUGUAUGAUGUGGGAGACAGAAGAUGACUCCGGGUGUUUGAGCCUGGGAUGGGGUUUGUUGCAGUACAUGGAUGGGGAGAUGGAGCUGGAAGUAGAACCAGAUGUGGAUAAGAGUAGGGGCAGUGGGAAGACAGUGGGCUGGGGACGUUGCCAUGAAUGUUUGUGAACUAUGGUCCAGCUUUAUCUGCAUACCAUGGGACUAUUUUGUAAAUCUCAUUUUUUUUGUACGGACAGUCUGUGAGGUUCUGCAAUUCUUGUGUGGUGGAUGUUAAACUUGUCAGUAUAUUGUGGGCUACAUUUCUGUGUAAUCAUCCAACCCAGUCACUGGAACGAAAUGAGUAUCUCACACCCAAUCCCUGAUUAAUGGGGGAUGUACUGGAAUUGGUGAUUUCAAUACAUCAUAAACUUGUCCAGUAUCUCCUGAGACACAAUUGGAAAGCAGUAUGUGUGUGUUCGGGUAGUCUUAGAAGUAUUCACUUCGGUGAUCCUGCUUCCUACAUUUUAACCUUGAUACAGCCUUUUCUGGAUGUGACUGCAUUAAAAGACCCAACUAACUGCC
Molecule: messenger RNA, 4556 nt
Organism: Pristis pectinata (smalltooth sawfish)
Lineage: Eukaryota; Metazoa; Chordata; Chondrichthyes; Rhinopristiformes; Pristidae
Gene: ipo9
Product: importin 9
Biological process (GO): protein import into nucleus
Cellular component (GO): nuclear envelope; cytosol
Molecular function (GO): small GTPase binding
Source: RefSeq, a predicted model, not a curated record